AUGUAUCAUAUGGACGCCGUGAUUGGUGUGGAGAAUUUGAACCUCAAUUACAUGAGGGGUGGAUUUGCACAUUGCGGUUUUCCGGAAGUCGCAUAUGGGCGUUUUGCGGACCAGUUGGUUAAUCGAGGAUUUAAAGUAGCACGAGUGGAACAGACAGAAACACCAUCUCAGCUGGAGAGCAGGAAUAAGGCUGAAAAAGCUAACGACAAAGUUGUCAGGAGAGAAGUGUGUAAUAUAGCAACGUCAGGAACUCGAACAUAUGGUGUUCUUGAUGGCAAUGAUCAGCAAGGAAUCAUUGAACUAAUGGAUUCUACAGCACGCUACUUGUAUGCUGUUGCUGAAAGGGGUUCAGAUCGCAUGGAGUAUGGCGUAUGUUUCGUCGAUACAACCGUUGGUCGAUUUUACAUUGGUCGCUUUUUGGACAGUGGCACUCGUUCUGCACUGAGAACCCUUUUUGCGCAUCACCAGCCGGCACAGAUUUUAUAUGAACGCGGCCGAGUUUCAGCUUCAACAAUGGCAGUAUACAAUAAUGCACUCAGCGCAGUGGCAAAGGAAGCGUUAAUACCGAAGAAGGAAUUUUUGACUGCUGAAAAUACGCUCAAAUUGCUGGCAAACGAAAAAUAUUUUGGUGGAACAUAUGAAAAGUGGCCCAUAGUGCUGCUCAAAAUGAUCGACAGGAGCAGUCUGGUACCCAAAUGUGAUCCGGCCUACGAAGCAAGCAUGUCGGCCCUGGGGGCCGUGAUUUGGUACUUGAAAAGAUGCCUGGUGGAUGUUGAUAUGAUUUCGAUGCGUCAGUUUGAACUCUAUAAGCCCGUCGAUCUCACUGGCCCAUUACCUGAAGAAAAGGAAGAGCCGAAAACCGGUGAAGCAUUAUGGCGUGGACGGCGACUUGUUCUGGACGGGCUUACACUCAAACAUCUCAACAUUGUCCCGCCGGUUGGUGGUAUUAACAAAUUUGUUGCACGUGAUCCAGUCACUGCGAAAUAUGCCCUCUUCAAUGUUAUCAACAAAUGUAUCACACCUGCCGAUGCAAUUCAAUGGCUUACGGAAGCCGGAUCGAAGAAAUUUAUCCAGCGAGCCACGGAGUGCUUGAGAAAAGUACCUGAUUUGGAACGUUUAGUUCAGAAGAUACAUACAUUCGGGUUGAAAUAUCGAGCGGAAGAGCAUCCGGACAGCCGAGCACAAAUGUUCGAGACAAUGCGUUACAACAAGCGAAAAAUACGAGACUUAGUUCAGGCUCUGGAGGGUUUUGAGCGUGUUCUCGAGCUUCGUUCAGAAUUCAUGCGGAAUUUCGGCAAUAUUUCCAGGUCAGUAUGCAUUUCGAACUGA
Molecule: messenger RNA, 1329 nt
Organism: Gongylonema pulchrum
Lineage: Eukaryota; Metazoa; Nematoda; Chromadorea; Rhabditida; Gongylonematidae
Source: the annotation of a GenBank genome assembly